AUCUUUGAAUUGAGCGGAGCGAGUCGAGAGAAGUGAGCCUGGUGUUUGACUGGGGAAAGCACGACGCUGGUGAGAAGCGCAGGACAGAGACAGAGAGUCUACAGCGUUCUUUUGGCCAGCGGAGACAGACGACUGGGCGGGGAAGAUGGGGAGGAAAAAGAUCCAGAUCACGCGGAUCAUGGACGAACGCAACAGACAGGUGACGUUCACGAAGCGUAAGUUCGGCCUGAUGAAGAAGGCGUACGAGCUGAGCGUGCUGUGCGACUGCGAGAUCGCCCUCAUCAUCUUCAACAGCACCAACAAGCUGUUCCAGUACGCCAGCACCGACAUGGACAAGGUGCUGCUCAAGUACACCGAGUACAACGAGCCGCACGAGAGCAGGACCAACUCCGACAUCGUGGAGGCCUUGAGCAAGAAGGAGAACAAAGAUGGCGAGAGCCCGGACCUGGAGUCCACUCUGGCUCUCACUCCGCGCACGGAGGAGAAGUACAGGCAGAUUAAUGAGGAGUUUGAGUACAUGAUCAGGACUCAAAAGAUCUCUGCCGUUCCACCCUCCAACUACGAGAUGCCCGUGUCCAUCCCAGUGAGCAACCAGAACAGCCUGCUCUACAGCCACCCCGGGGCCUCCCUGGGCAACCACAACCUGCUGCCACUGGCCCACCACAGCCUACAGAGGAACAACAUGUCCCCCGGCGUCACACACAGACCCCCUAGUGCAGGUGGCCUGAUGGGCACUGACCUCACCACUGGCGCGGGCACCAGUGCUGGUAAGGACGGCACGCCCUCCUACUACAGAAAUGGAUAUGGUAACCACCGUAACUCCCCAGGCCUGCUGGUGUCCUCCGGCGGGAUGAACAAAGGCAUGCAGGCCAAGUCCCCUCCGCCCAUGAACCUGGGCAUGAACAACCGCAAGCCCGACCUGCGCGUGCUCAUCCCCCCCGGAGCCAAGAACAACAUGCCCUCCAUC
This is a messenger RNA of Sardina pilchardus (European sardine), 967 nucleotides long. RefSeq names its product myocyte enhancer factor 2cb (gene mef2cb). Gene Ontology annotation, molecular function: protein dimerization activity; RNA polymerase II cis-regulatory region sequence-specific DNA binding; DNA-binding transcription factor activity, RNA polymerase II-specific. The record is from RefSeq and is a predicted model, not a curated record. Gene Ontology annotation, biological process: positive regulation of transcription by RNA polymerase II. Lineage: Eukaryota; Metazoa; Chordata; Actinopteri; Clupeiformes; Clupeidae.